Molecule: messenger RNA, 1105 nt
Organism: Schistosoma curassoni
Lineage: Eukaryota; Metazoa; Platyhelminthes; Trematoda; Strigeidida; Schistosomatidae
Source: the annotation of a GenBank genome assembly
AAUUAAUAAGGAUACACCACCCCCAAGUAUUUUGUUCAUUAUUAGCUAUACUAAUAGAUGAGAAUGUAAAAUGACCACAUAAUUAACUUAUCGAAUGUAUUCAAGGUCAAAGAAAAUACUUCAGCUAUUAGGAAGACUUAAUUCUAAAUAUAUAUAUCUUUAAAUGUUCUAUAUUGUAUAAGAUGAAUACCACUGGAUCGUUAAAUCCUACAAUUCCAAAUCAAAAUAAUAUUCUUCAUACAAAUUUAUUGUAUAGAAGGGAUUUACUUGAUUAUUUAUUAAAUUAUAUGAUAAAUAAUAAUCGAAUGGAUAUUUUAUGCUCAAACUCAUUUAUUAUGGAUUCGUUGUUAAAUGUCAAUUCACAAUUAAAUCAUAAUACUGUAUUACAUAAUAGUCAAUUUUAUUCAAAUUUAAUCUCUUAUUUAUUUCCUAUGGAUUUAAAUGUUAAUAUAUUACAACAACGUCAAAACCCCCAGAUACAAAAUUGGAUUAAUGAUUGGUUAGUUAAUAAUAACCAUAGCAAUAAUAAUGAUAAUAAUGAUAAUAAUAAUAAUAAUAGUAAUAAUAAUAUUUCGGAUCCAACAUUAGUAUACCUUAGAGUAGCUACUCAAUGUAUUCUACGCUACUUAUUAACAACAAAUCAUUAUCAACAAACUUUAUAUUUGAAUUCUUUUCUUCAUUCUAAUUAUUCAUCAACAUUGACUACAUAUAAUACAACUAAUCAGAAUAAUAUAUUAUUUCAAUCAAAUAAAAAUACAUUAGAAUCUAAUUAUAUAAUAAAUGAAAAUUCAUCUAUUACACGUAUAAAACGUUAUAAGUGUACUUAUCCAAAUUGUACAAAAGCAUAUUAUAAAAGAUCUCAUUUAAAUGAACAUUAUCAUUUACAUACUGGUGCUAAACCACAUUUAUGUAAUCAACCUGGUUGUAGUGCAAGAUUUACACGUGCUGAUCAAUUAUCACGUCAUAGACGUGCACAUACUGGUGAACGUAAUUUUCGUUGUAAUGUUUGUUUAAAACGUUUUAAACGUAGUGAUCAUUUAAAGGUACAUUUAACUAGGAAUGUAUGUACAAAAUUUAAUUUAUAAAAAAAAUUUCCUAUAUAUUU